This is a messenger RNA of Aplysia californica (California sea hare), 1911 nucleotides long. RefSeq lists its product as uncharacterized. The record is from RefSeq and is a predicted model, not a curated record. Bases 332 to 874 code for a protein of 180 amino acids. The transcript is spliced from 2 exons. Lineage: Eukaryota; Metazoa; Mollusca; Gastropoda; Aplysiida; Aplysiidae.
CCCUAUAAAAUACCUUUACAUUGAUAUUAAUGAUUAUAUAUUCAAUAUAUGAUUUGACGUACAUACUAUUUCAUAUUCAUACCACUUCUUGCCAUAGCCUUAAAUUUUUCUCUGGUCUUCCCGAUAUAUUUUUAUCGCUCCUUUUGCCAUUAUGACGUGUAUGCGCGCACUUUUGUUGCUAUAGCUUGUAGUCAAUAGAUUUUCCAUUAUAUUUUUUGUACAUGUUCCUGAAGAAGCCCUUUACCGGGCGAAACGUCGAACGAACUGUGUAUAAUACAUAUUUUCUGGAAAUACAACAAGGUCUUAACUGUUUUAAUACCUUCUUUAUACAAUGAUGAUGAUGAUGAUGAUGAUCGACAACAUCCUUGGAUCCGCCCCGGUCGACAAAGAAACUGUCAAAACGCUCAACGCCCUCUCUUCCGAACUACACUGCAAACAUCUAAAGAAACUCCACAACCUCAGGAUACAGAGUCCUUCCACGGACCAACGACGCCCUGUGCACUCCAACUCGUCUAGAGACCUGCACCCUCAUUUCUCUCAGAACCGCCAGUUUCGUAACCCUGAAUCCCUUUCUACAGAUCAUCGUCUAUCUUCUGACCGGUGUGACCUUCCGUUACCUGCAAGCCGAGACGCUCCACUACCACAUGCAGACCCUCAAGUCCCGACGCUGCCUGCACCCAGCUGCCAACCGACUCUCCAAACCAGCCCCGUCACACAAGCCCUAACAAAAGACUCAGAUUCACGAUCGUCCCUUCAGGCUCUUGAUCGACUGACUCCACCAGAAGCUGCCCCCAUGGUCUACUCUACGCCGGACAAUGAUAAUGUACAUGUUCUAUAUUUACCCGUCCAGGCGUGGAAAACCGCGUACGUGUAAUCCCAACAAACACACACAGAGACACUUCAAGUUCGCAAUACUGCUUGAUGUCGAUGACGACAACCAUAUUCACUUCAGAAAAGAUCACUUUAGUAAGCUCUAGUACAUACCGAAUGUGGAAGCGAGCCCGGGCAGAAAUGUCGACACGUUCACUGCAAUGGAGAUGAAGUGAAGAGGGUCAAUGGACAAUGUCUGUUUGAGCUUGGCUAUUGUGUUGGGGUAAACGCACCACCCCUGAUCAUCUCAGCUACCUCAGGUGCUGUUCAAGAUCCAAAGACAGCGAACGUUGAGACUGAGACACCCUUCAACUCCCGAUUUAUCGAGUAUCUUAAGUGCGUGUUCCGUUACAAGUACCCUUCGGCUCAGAUAUCAGAGAUCAUCCCUUUCCCAGGUAGUGAAAGAUUUAUUGAUAGAAAUAAUUUAUACUCUUUUAGGAUAGAAGGUACGUUCCCAUCGACAAGCGAACUUCCGUACGAGGCGUUCCAGGAGGCUGUAGCCUUUUACUUACAGUAUUUGGGGUGGGCAUCCGGAACUUCAAAUUUGCGAAACAUUUUACAUUCGUCAAACCAGGAGAGGUUCAAAACCCAAGAAUCGCCAUCUACCCUGUGGAACAGGUCAGCAGCAGAUGUCGACAAGCCUUCUCAUUCCUGUGAAAACAGUUCCGGCAACUGCUCCGCUAAGGGUGACGUGAACGAAACAAGCAAAUUAUAUGCAACUGAUGACCUUAGGUGCACAGACGAGACCUUCAUUGCUACUAGUAAUACUACAUCCUGUGUGUAUUAUUAUUUUUCGGGAAAGUUACAACUACCUAUACCCCCUAAUGUGAUGAGGCCUUUACGAAGUACCUCAAGAAACUUUACAUUUUGUAUUUCGGGAGAGAGGUCCAAUAUAUACAAAGAGAACGUCGGGUUCCUUGUCAUGCUUGUCCUAUUCGUGGUCAGUGCAUGCCAGCAGUAGGGCUGGACAAUGAGUCGCUUUAGCAAAAUCCGGAUAAUAAUAGGAUAGUGCACCUUUUCGGCAAUGAUAAAUUUUAAUUU